GAACUAUCAACCCUCUAUUCUUGCCUUACCCCCUACAACAUUUUUGUGCUUAACUUCAACAACAGAAUCACAUACAUAUCCCCCCAAAAAACCAACCCCUCCUACAAAGCUCUUACAUAAUGACAAGAUAAAAUGGGAAAAUCAAUCCUCCUCAUCAACGGCCCGAACCUCAACCUCCUGGGCACUCGUGAACCCCAUAUCUACGGCACUACCACCCUUGCAGAUAUCGAAGCCUCCAGUAAAGCCCACGCUACCUCAUUCGGAGCCACAUUAGAAACGUUCCAGUCCAAUCACGAAGGCGCAAUCGUUGAUCGCAUCCAGGCUGCUCGGCAUAACGUUGAUGGAGUCAUUAUUAAUCCUGGAGCUUACACGCACACCUCAGUGGCUAUCCGAGAUGCCUUGGUGGGGGUGGACAUCCCUUUCAUUGAGUUACAUGUGAGUAACGUCCAUGCACGGGAGCCAUGGAGGCAUCACAGUUAUUUCAGCGAUAAGGCAGCCGGAAUUAUUGUCGGGUUGGGAGUUUAUGGAUAUAAGGUUGCGGUGGAGCAUGUGGCGGUGAAUUUCAAGUCGAGGGAGGGAAAGGCUGUACUGUGAACGCUAAUUACCGUUAAUUCGCAUGAAAACCUGGGCA
Aspergillus alliaceus is the source of this 631-nucleotide messenger RNA. Its product is annotated as type II 3-dehydroquinate dehydratase. Gene Ontology annotation, biological process: quinate catabolic process. Gene Ontology annotation, molecular function: 3-dehydroquinate dehydratase activity. The record is from RefSeq and is a predicted model, not a curated record. The coding region runs from base 133 to 594 and encodes 153 amino acids. The transcript has a single exon. NCBI's taxonomy places the organism in Eukaryota, Fungi, Ascomycota, Eurotiomycetes, Eurotiales, Aspergillaceae.